Messenger RNA from Argiope bruennichi, 633 nucleotides. Its product is annotated as chymotrypsin inhibitor Ani s 6-like. Bases 144 to 434 code for a protein of 96 amino acids. Lineage: Eukaryota; Metazoa; Arthropoda; Arachnida; Araneae; Araneidae. The transcript is spliced from 3 exons. The record is from RefSeq and is a predicted model, not a curated record.
GAGACUUUAUUUUCGACUUAAAGCCAAGCGUUGAGUUCACACAGAAGUCACAUCUUUUAACACUGCCCGUGGUUGGUAUCUUUUGCUCAACAAAUAAGAACUAAAUUAUCUAAUAAUUUAAUAUAUCUGGUUUUAAAUCUUGAAUGUUGGAGAUUUUAGAGAGGGAAAAUAUAAUUAUGAAAGUUUUCAUUCUUUUUGCGUUGGUUGCGGCCGUCUCUACAUUUGAAAUUUCUAACAACUGUCCCGCGAACAAAACAAUCGGUUAUUUCGGUGAUUGCCCGGAAUCGUGCCUCUCUCUCAUACAGCCGCCGGAAGCCUGCACGCUCAGAUUGAAUCAUGGAUGCAUGUGUAUUGAAGGUUACGUUCUGCUUCGCGACCAAGAAUUCUUCUCCGAUUGUAUCAAACCGGAAGACUGCCCGGCUAAUCCAGAGUAAAAUUCAACUACAAGAGAAAGCCUGAAGACAAAUGGGGUAGGAUUCUAUGUUUACGCUACGAAUUCUUUUGUGCGUUAAUUUUCAUAAUUUUUGUUGAGUCAGAUUUAAAGAAUAAUCUUAGAAUAAUUUGAGUUUUUAACUGUUGGUUUUCUGUCAUUUAAUGGCCUUUUCUAACAAAUAAAUCUAUAUGACUUUGAAA